CCACCCCAGCCCCAGUGCGCCUCUCCAUCCUGAAGUUGCCCCUAAUUGCACCCCAUUCUCCUCCCCACGCCACUCAAGGGCCUCCGUGUCUUCUCAGCACUCUCUGCCUUCAGAAUCCGCCUUCCGGGCUUUCGUUUCUGCUGAACCAAACAGAGGCCCUUGCGCGUUACUAGGCGUUUGUCUGCACAACAACCCGGCGGUGCUUUCCUCCGAGCCCGGGAGGCUCCAACCCAGUCCCGAGGGGGCAGGGCGGUCCCUGCACGGGAAGGCCCGCUUCUGGGCGCCUGGGCUGGUGCCUACGGGUUGUGGGAGGAGGGAGAGGCGAUUGGGCCGGGCGCCACCUCUUCCCCCGCCCUCCCAGCCCGCUGCGCCCGCCCCCGGGAAUGUCGUGACUCCUCCCAGGCCCCCUGCACUUGAAAGGCAGGGGCUGGACCCCGCCCUGGCGCCAAGCACCGGGCCCCAAGGUUCUGGGUCUCAGUCCCCAAGCAGAGCCGACCACUGGCGCGAUGGUGGCCGUCUGGCUGGUGCACGUCGGGCAGAAGCUGCUGCUCUGCGCGCUCAGCGCUGUCUCCCUGGCGGGCGCCACCCUCACCCUGAGCUUCCUGCAGAUGAUGGCGAGCUACGCGUAUAACUGGCUGCAAAUGAGGCCCAUCCCCAGCGUUUCGGGUGCCUACCCCUUCCUGGGACACGCGCUGCUCCCGAAGCGAGGAGGGAAAGAGUUUUUCCAGCAGGUGAUUUAUUAUACUGAACAAAACAGACAUGUGCCAAUGGUAAAAGCCUGGCUUGGCACAGUACCAGUAAUAGCCAUGUAUAAGGCCGAAACUAUAGAGGUAAUUUUAACUAGCUCAGAGCAAAUUGACAAGUCUUAUCUGUACAGGUUUGUACAACCAUGGCUUGGCCUAGGACUUCUUACAAGUACUGGAAACAAAUGGCGCUCCAGGAGAAAAAUGUUAACACCCACUUUCCAUUUUACCAUUCUGGAAGACUUCUUAGGUGUCAUGAAUGAACAAGCCAACAUAUUGGUUAAUAAGCUUGAAAAACAUGUUGAUGGAGAAAAAUUUAACUGCUUUUUUUACAUCACUCUUUGUGCCUUAGAUAUAAUCUGUGAAACAGCUAUGGGCAAGAGUAUUGAUGCUCAGACUAAUGAUGAUUCUGAGUAUGUCCGUGCAGUUUAUAGGAUGACUGAUUUACUACAUCGAAGAAUGAAGACGAUUUGGUUCUGGCAUGACGUAUUGUACCUUUUGUUUAAAGAAGGAAGGGACCACAAAAGGAACCUUAAGAUCUUACAUAAUUUUACCACCAAUGUCAUCAAUGAACGGGCCAAUGAAAUAAAGAGAGAUGAAGAACGUAAAACUGAUGACAAAGUCAUGAACCUCUCCAAGAGAAAACGCAAGGCUUUUCUCGACCUGCUUUUAAAUGUGAUGGAUGAUGAAGGGAACAAGCUCAGCCUUGAGGCUAUUCGAGAAGAAGUGGACACUUUCAUGUUUGAGGGCCAUGACACAACUGCAGCUGGAAUAAACUGGGCCUUGUACCUAUUGAGUUGCCAUCCAGAAGUCCAGAAAAAAUUAGACAAUGAACUGGAUGAAGUGUUUGGUCUCAUGUUUAUCUUUAAGGCAAGAAGAAAGGAGAGGGGAGGAUGAAGGAUAAUAUUAGUCUCCUAUGACUGCUGUUACCGAUUCUGCAAACUGGGUAGCUGAGCACAAUAGAAAUUUAUUCUCUCACAGUUUUGGACACCAGAAGGCCCAGAUGAGUAUCUCUGAGUUAAAACAAUGUGUUGGCAGGGCUGCACUUUUUGGAAGCCUGAAGGGAGAAUCCAUUCCUUCUGGUGACUGCCAACAUACCUUGGCUUAUGGCCACAUCAUUCACAUCUCUGUUUUCAUCUUCACAUCACUUUCUCUUCUGUGGCUGUGUGUCAAAUCUCCCUCUGCUCUCUCUUAUCAUGACAUUCUUGAUGGCAUUCAUGGCCCACCUGGAUAAUCCAGGAUCAUCUCUCCAUUUUAAGAUUCUUUAAAAUCUUCAAAAGAACCUU
Messenger RNA from Myotis brandtii (Brandt's bat), 2029 nucleotides. RefSeq names its product cytochrome P450 4V2-like. The transcript is spliced from 9 exons. The coding region runs from base 507 to 1640 and encodes 377 amino acids. The record is from RefSeq and is a predicted model, not a curated record. NCBI's taxonomy places the organism in Eukaryota, Metazoa, Chordata, Mammalia, Chiroptera, Vespertilionidae. Gene Ontology annotation, molecular function: oxidoreductase activity, acting on paired donors, with incorporation or reduction of molecular oxygen; monooxygenase activity; iron ion binding.